Molecule: messenger RNA, 2445 nt
Organism: Lethenteron reissneri (Far Eastern brook lamprey)
Lineage: Eukaryota; Metazoa; Chordata; Hyperoartia; Petromyzontiformes; Petromyzontidae
Gene: FTSJ1
Product: FtsJ RNA 2'-O-methyltransferase 1
Biological process (GO): cytoplasmic translation; tRNA methylation
Cellular component (GO): cytoplasm
Molecular function (GO): nucleic acid binding; zinc ion binding; tRNA methyltransferase activity
Source: RefSeq, a predicted model, not a curated record
GCGCUGGAGGCCCGCGGUGGCACUCACAGCGCCUUGGACGCGUCCAGGACGCGACCGAGUUCGGCGAGCGCGGCGGCGGCGGCGGGGCCUGGGCGGCUGCUACCGGGCGGGGAGGGAGAGCCGCGUGUCGGCGCAGAGGAGCCCGCAGAGUCAGGCGCCGUGGUGGUCGACUCCUCCACGGCCGCCUCCAUCGCCGCCCGGAGAUUGUUGGAGGAGAGUGUGGCUAAAAGUAAGGGCACUCCAAAGUGUUGGCCACCCACAGGACAAUGGGGCGCUCUUCGAAGGACAAGCGAGACAUCUAUUACCGUCUAGCCAAGGAGGAGGGCUGGCGUGCUCGCAGUGCGUUCAAGCUCCUGCAGCUGGACGAGGAAUUUAAUCUGUUCCAAGGAGUAAGCCACGCCGUGGAUCUAUGUGCAGCACCAGGAAGCUGGAGCCAGGUCUUGAGCCGGAAACUGCGGACGGCGACGGAGAGGGCGGAGAGUGCUCCACAGGCCGCCACGGUAUCUUCGCUCCCGGCGCCAUUGGCCACGCUGCAGGAGGCCGCCAUCUUGCGCGUUCCGCGGCGGGAAACCGCCAUCUUGACCACGCCGCGGUUCGACGCCAUUUUGAAUUUGCCACCGGAGGAGCCAUCGGCGGAGGGCGGAGUAAAGAGAAGUCGGAGUCGCCAUCUCACCACGGUCAAAGAGUUCGCCAUUGGGGGCGACUGGAGCGCUUUCACCUGCAGAUUUUUGGCGGCGGUCCGUUCUGCGAGAUGGACCGAUGCUGAGGCCUUAGAAGUGUUGCCGACUCUUCUGGACGACGAAUCUGUUCGAUUUUUUCGUUCCAUUAAGGCCGAAAAGAAGAAGACAUUAUAUGGAGUUUUUCAAGAAAUGGCCGACGCCUACGAGCCACCUGACGACGCGCAUCGGCGAUUUGCUCAACGACAACGAGCGCCCGAGGAAUCGCCCGUGGCAUACAGGGGUGCGGUGCUUGAUUUGGCUAUGGCCGCGUAUCCAGAAACAACACCUGACCUGCUCGAGCCUCUCAUCUUGGGCAAGAUGCUCGAGCUGUCGCGGGAUCUUGGGAUUCCCAUGCCGGUGUGUGGGCAUGAGAAGCUCACUUCCCGGGCAGCGGCAAAAUGUCUGGAUGCACAAUUCAACCUCCGACGGUGGAAACAAGUCGCGGCGUGGACAGGGGGGCCCGUCGCAGAGGGUGGCGCUCUGGGUUGGGACCCUACGAAGGCGGUAUACGUGCCGGAUGGGGAGGGCCCUCAGGAGCUGACGGCCGCCUCUGGGCCAUGGUCAGGCCGCGGUGGGCCGGCCUCUCGCGCUGCACCACUGGUACGGGGCCGGCGGGAUGCAAGGCCUGCGCUUCGGCGCAACGACGCCGAUUGUUUCCGCUGUGGACGGAGGGGCCACUACGCGAAGGACUGCUGGGCCCGCAUCCCGGGUCCGCCGCAACAGGAGGCCUCAUCAACGGCCAAGCCGACCAAGGAACCACCGAACCAGGCCGGCCUUGACACCAGAGGGGACGAGGCGCCCUGCUCGGAGGGUGCCUGCCAGAUCUGCGGGAACUUCGAGCCCUGCAGCCCUUCCGACCCCGCUGCAGACACAUCCGCGGGACACGCCCGAGACUGAUCCUUCAGGGACACGGGACGUUGGUGGACUUCCAACAGCGACAGGGGGAUUUCACCCUGUCACUCCUCAAACUCCAUCACGUUCCCGUUCCGCGGAUGGGCCGCCGACCGUCCGGGGCGGGCCGGCGACCCGCACACGUUCUAAAUCCCUUGUGUUUCGUUGAUUGUUACGUUGCGUUAUUGCUCUUACUGUGUAUUUAUUGCCUGCUUCUGCUACGUUACUUGAUUGUUGAGUUGUGUUGAUUGUUCUUACUGUUAUAUUGCAUGCUUGGUGUCCUUUGGUGUGUUAGGGUCGGUUUCGCCCGCAUUACUGUUGGUGUUGUUCAGCCGAGGUCGGCUGGGUUUUUCUCCACGGGGGAGGGUGGUGUAAUGCGGGCGCGGGCGACCUCCCGGAUGUGACGUCACGGAGAGGUGGAGUUAGGUGACGUGGGAGCAAGGUUAAGGUUCUUAAGGGAUGAGUCCGGAAGAGGAGGGGAGAGAGUGAGAGACAGGACAAGAGUAAGGCCACGUUGGGCGAAGCCAGGAAGAGUGGCACCGGCGGCCAGCGGUGGCCCGCUAAGGGAGCAGCCAGCGGAGCUGCGAGAGAAGACAGCAGAGUGGCUGCUGGAGAGAGGGUGGUUGAGGAGCUGCGGUGAACACAGCCGGCGAGGCUGUGUGUGAGAGGCUACGAGAGCGACGAGAAGAGAAACAGCAGCGAGUGCAGCCAGUGGGGGCUGCGUGAGGGUGACAGCCGGCGAGGCUGCUGGAAGGUUACGAGAACAACGGGAAACAGGAAGAGGAGCUGUUGGCGUGACGGGGUUAACAGCAGUAUCUGUAUCGGUGCAGAAGGC